This is a messenger RNA of Danaus plexippus (monarch butterfly), 1405 nucleotides long. RefSeq names its product LHFPL tetraspan subfamily member 2 protein. Gene Ontology annotation, cellular component: membrane. The record is from RefSeq and is a predicted model, not a curated record. Bases 156 to 818 code for a protein of 220 amino acids. The transcript has 5 exons. NCBI's taxonomy places the organism in Eukaryota, Metazoa, Arthropoda, Insecta, Lepidoptera, Nymphalidae.
ACAUUGACGGGCCGAUGAAUCAACUUACCUACUCGUCUGAACUGUUUUGCAAUACAAACUAUCACUGAAUAACUUAAUUAGUAAUUACCAUAACUGGCUUAAUAAAACAAAACAGAUGCGUUAGUGUUACAAUUAUAUUCAGUAGUCAUAACAAAAUGUGUUACGUUAUUAUAACCGGGCGGAGUUUGGCCUGGCUAUUAUUGAGCUUGGUUGCUUUUAUGCUAAUUUUAACCGGUAUUAUGACGCCCAAAUGGCUUUUGGGUCAGCCAGUUAUAACCAACGAGAAUAACAUGACCAAAUUUUAUGUUCCUAGUGUCGGAAUAUAUAACAGAUGUAUCCGAAUGCGUCACGAUCAUUACAACUGUGCCCCAUUCUCGUUGUAUGGCUUAGCGACGGACUCCGCAGUUUACCCUGGCCCGUGGAAAGCAGCACUAUUCUUUUUGUCGUUGUGUGCCACAGUACAAUUCUCAACUGUAUUAGCCGGGGUUAUGUCAUGCUGUGUCCAAUCAGUUUUUAAGAAGAGUGUCAUAUCACUGGCCGGAGCCGCACAAUCUUUGGGAGGUCUUUUUGGAGUUUUGGGUCUACUUCUGUACCCUUGGGGCUGGGGUGCACCAAGAGUUAAAAGACUUUGCGGAGAAUAUUCAGAACCUUACAUCCCCGGCGACUGUUCCAUCGGUUGGGCGCUGUGUGUGACAGCGACUGGUGUUGCACAGAUAUUCCUUGCAAGUGCACUGUCGAAGACGGCUGAUAAAGCGGCCAACUCGGAUAAGGUGCAGUUCCAAAUGGAUGAAGGUAAACAGCUGAUAUGUUUAGUCUGAUAUAUAUAUAUAUAUAUAUUGUGCAAUUAACAUUAAUCUUGUAUUUGUACUUUGACUAUAUAUACUGAAUUUAGCAUUUAAAUUUUUUUUUUUUCAAAUUAUGUGAAAAUUACAUUUGUCUGUCCCAAUACAAUAUUUGUUAUAGGAAUGUAUAGAGAUCUAUUUGAAUCUCAUAAAAUAUUAAGGAUAUUUAAGUAAAAAAAAUAACAAUACAUAUGUAAGUUUAAUUGUAGAGCAAGGCUGACAAAUAUGUACAAAGUAAAUAGUUUUAUUUAUAUUACAUACUUUGAUAGCAUUGCUUACAAAAUUUAUCUUGUUACGUUGGCCUUAAUUAAGAAGAUGAACAUUCUAAGACUGAUGUGCCUUCCAUUUUUAAAACUAAAUAUAGUCAGGUAAAGAUAAUUCUCAUAUAAAUGAAGUUAAUACUCAUGUUAUAUUAUGACCAAAUAAAAUAACUGCCAUUUUUUUUAGUCAAAAACAAAAUCAGUAUUGUGACUAUAAAUGAUUUUAUUAUUGGAAUUGAUUAAACCUUUAGAAUAUAUUAAAAGACGUGUCUUAUAAAAAAAUGUUCCUUAACUUUGAUGAUU